This is a messenger RNA of Pteronotus mesoamericanus, 591 nucleotides long. RefSeq names its product ADP ribosylation factor like GTPase 11 (gene ARL11). Gene Ontology annotation, cellular component: plasma membrane; cytoplasm. Gene Ontology annotation, biological process: vesicle-mediated transport; intracellular protein transport. Gene Ontology annotation, molecular function: GTP binding; GTPase activity. The record is from RefSeq and is a predicted model, not a curated record. Lineage: Eukaryota; Metazoa; Chordata; Mammalia; Chiroptera; Mormoopidae.
AUGGAUCCCUUUGGAAAUGAUUUAGCAGUGGUCACCAGGGGUUCUGUGAUUUCCUGAGAUCACAUAGCGGAAGCCCAAGUGGUGAUGAUGGGCCUUGACAGAGCAGGCAAGACCAUGCUCCUGUACAAACUGAAGGGCUACUAGGUGGUGGACAUCCUACCCACCAUUGGCUUCAAUGUGGAGCCUCUUGAGACCCUGGAGCAUGUGUCUCUGACUCUCUGGGAUGUUAGGGGUGGGGGUUGGGGUACCCAGCUCAGGGCCUGCUGGAAGGACUACCUGGAAGGCACAGAUAUUUUUGUGUAUGUGCUAGAUAGCACAGAUGAAGCUGACUUGCCUGAGGUGGCUGAGCUCAUGGAAUUCUUGGACAACCCCAGCAUGGCCAGUGUCCCUUUCUUGGUGCUGGCCAAUAAGCAGGAGAUGCCUGAUGCUCUGCUGCUGCUUGAGAUCAGAGACAACCUUGGUCUGGAGAGAUUCUGGGACCACUGCUGGGAGUUCUGGGCCUGCAGUGCUCUCAUGGGGGCAGGGCUGCCUGAGGCCCUGCAGAGCCUGCAGAGCCUCCUGAAAUCCCACAGCCAUUAUGUCUUCAGGUGA